Messenger RNA from Stegastes partitus (bicolor damselfish), 1881 nucleotides. RefSeq names its product lysophospholipase 1 (gene lypla1). The coding region runs from base 275 to 973 and encodes 232 amino acids. Gene Ontology annotation, molecular function: carboxylic ester hydrolase activity; palmitoyl-(protein) hydrolase activity. The transcript is spliced from 9 exons. Lineage: Eukaryota; Metazoa; Chordata; Actinopteri; Pomacentridae. Gene Ontology annotation, biological process: protein depalmitoylation. The record is from RefSeq and is a predicted model, not a curated record. Gene Ontology annotation, cellular component: cytoplasm.
GCCUGCGAGUAGUGUGCUAGCGGUUAGUGUGAUCCGACGGUGCGUUAAUUUGUCACAAAAUUCAACUUCCAAAAAGAAAUUCAACACUGCCCGCAGUAACGGGAGGCGGCGUUACCGUGACCUCCGUCGCCGGUCGAUUAUUUGUCCUUCAGCUGUUUUGUAUUCGGGCAGCCGGAGUUGGAUCGGGAUCGACACAGAUUUGACAGUUAGGGGGGUGUCGUUAUUAGCUAACAUUAGCUAACUUCUCACUACAUAUCAGCUGCCUCAGCGCUGUAUGUGCGGCAAUAACAUGUCAGCGCCUUUACCUGCCAUUGUGCCUGCUGCCCGGAAAGCCACCGCAGCGGUCAUAUUUCUGCAUGGCCUUGGUGACACUGGGCAUGGCUGGGCUGAAGCUUUUGCAGGCACCAGGAUACCACAUGUGAAAUACAUAUGCCCACAUGCUCCCACUAUGCCUGUUUCUCUCAACAUGAGGAUGUCUAUGCCUUCUUGGUUCGAUAUAUAUGGGUUGAGCCCAGACGCAGAUGAAGACGAGGCCGGUAUUAAGAGAGCAUCAGAGAACAUUAAAGCCUUGAUAGACCAAGAAGUGAAAAACGGGAUUCCUUCGCACAGAAUUAUCCUGGGUGGAUUUUCACAGGGUGGAGCGUUGUCUCUGUACACAGCUCUGACUACUCAGCAGAAGCUCGGCGGUGUGGUCGCUCUGAGCUGCUGGCUUCCUCUCCGCAAGUCCUUCCCUCAGGCGUCUGCCAACAGUGCUAACAAGGACAUGCAUGUCCUCCAGUGCCACGGGGAUGCCGACCCCCUGGUCCCCUUUAUAUUUGGCAGCCAGACAUCAGAGAAGAUGAAAAGCCUCGUCAAUCCUGCAAACGUCACCUUCAAGUCGUACCGGGGUCUACCUCACAGCGCCUGUCCGGAGGAAAUGGUGGACAUCAAGCGGUUCAUAGAGAAGCAGCUUCCUCCCAUCAGCGACGAAUGAACCCCAAGAGAGUCGGCUCACCCGCACAGCACCGACGGUCCUUCAGGCUUGACUCCAGUGAGACUCCUUGGAUUCGAGGACCACUGACUUACUUGACAAUAAAACCACGCUGCUACUCAUAGAUCCAGACAGGACUGGGGCUGCUAACGCGUUAAGCCCGGGAGAAGCAUGAGUGAACCGAUGCUGCAUCCUGACCUGGAGCCACUCACACUCACAGUGUUACAGUAGAGUAACAUUAGUUGCUUGAUUGUGAAGCUAUUUGCCAUUGAGACAAGCCAUUUCUUGCAGGAAACGUAUGUAUUAUAAUAACUAGGGCUACACAUUACGGUUUAAUACCUACUGUCUCACAAUAAAUGGCCUGUUGUUAAAUGUUUUUUUCCCCCCAUUAAUGUAACUCGUGUGGCGUAGUGAUGAAAUAAGUCUAUUAGUUGAUAAAUUAACGCAUUUAAUUAAGGCAUUCUAUCAAGCAAAACCGCCAAAUAUCUGUUGCUUCCAGCUUCUUAAAUUUAAGUAUUUGCUGUUUUGUUUUGUUUUAAAUGAAUGUAAAUAUAUUUUGGGUUUGUUGAUGAACAAAAUAGACAUAAGUUCGGUACUUUUCAGUAUUUUUAACAUCUUACAGAGAAAACAGUGACUCUAAAGAAGGAAAUAAUUGCUUCUGGCUGCCCUAUGAGCAGGAUAUUUCUCUCAACAAACCUCAAAAGCAUUUUCAAACAAAGCACAUAUGCAGCUUAAUAUGCAAUCCACACGUCUAAUGAGGAACUUUUAACUUAAGAAAGCAAAGAAUAUUCUGUGAAUGUUCACGACACGCGACGGCCAAAACAACAUGUGAUUGUGCUUUAUUUAAUUUGUGAGAAUUCAAAUAGCUAUUUCACACAAAUUCCUUUUUAAAUACACAAAUAUAAUCAGUG